GCGAGGAAACCCGCGCCAAGACCGCGAAACCAGCAAAAAAGGCCUCCUCCGUCCCCCUCUUUACUUGGGGGUUUUCUCUACAAAUAGAAAUGCCCUCCGCCACCAAGCGGGCGUAUCGAUGCUCGUGGGAAAUCCCGUACGACUUCCACCCCCGCAUCCGCCCCUACCCCGGCGUGACAAGUGUGGUGCGCGCGUACAUGGAUGGUAAGAAACCAGCCGCCGCGACUGCUGCAGAAGGUCAGGAGCCGCCGCCCCACGAGGGGCGAAGUGAUCAAAGAAAAGCGAAGCAUCACAUGAAGUUCCGUCACUAUCGGCUCCGCCGCUCGCCGACCGCGAAGCUCGAGGCGGCCGUUGCGCACGCGCUAGCAGAUGGGGACCGUGAUGCGCCGAAGGAAAAGGUGCCGGCAGCACCAAACACCAAUACAGCGCCGCAGCCGCCCUCGUUGCCCUCCGCACCGCGGCCCUCACGACGGCGGCCACCUCGGCGUGCUGCCCACCACCCCAACACCAAACCCGCGGAUACACCGUCCAAGGCAGCCGCAGCGCCGCGCGAUAACGUGGCGACGCCAUCAGGGGAGGACAGAAGUGACCGCCCACAACCGCCAGCAGAGGCCCCAGCCGAGACAGCUGCACGUCGACGCCCCGUAGCUCUCCCUUCCCACUUUACACCCUUCAGGCGAGAAGCACCGGCGGAGGUGUCCUCUGCGCCGUCGAGCGUCGUCCCCGUCGCACAAGCUCCCAUCGCCCCAUCACCGCUGCGGCCAUCCCCACCCACGCACACGAGCAACCGAUGCCGCACGAAGCCGCGUUACACGCUUCCACCGUCGUACGCGUCGCAGCUUCGAUCCUUCGCAGCUCAGCCGGUGCCCACCGUCGCCGUGCGAGACCUUUCUGCCUCCCCGCUUCCAUCGUCACGUGAGAUACGCGUGUCUCCGCGCCGCGUACGUCACGCCUCUCGCUACGGCUUUGUGCAGGAGCUUCUCCAGUGCAUCCGGGCACAGGGCAACAACAGGGGCGAUGUGCUGCCACACGCCGUGCUGGACAACUACCUCGACACGCGCGACGCCCACAGCUUCGACGCAGCAGCGCACAACUAUAGUACGGUGUUGCCGGACGCAUUGGAGGAGAGCGUGGCGGCGCGGGCGGCGGCUCUGCAGGCGACGGAGCAGCGCAUGUGGGCUCGUUUUGUGGUCCACGUAGCCCCGCUGGCGGUCGCCCACGCAGAGGCGGUCGGCGCGGGCGGGGUGUCGGUGAUCGACAGCGGCCACGUUAGCGAUCCCAUUUACGUAUCACGCGAGCCUGACAUCCUCGCCGCGUAUCCCAGUCACAUGAACGAGGAAGAGGAAGGGGGGGACGCGUACAGCAGCGAAGGCGACGACGAGGACGACGAUUUGGGCGAGGAGAUGGCGGUGGUGGUGCAGCCGUUUAUGGACGAGGUGCCGGCGACGCAAGAGGACGUGCGGCUCAGCGAGCGGCACCGCUGCUGGCCCAAAGGGCGGGAAUGGGAUCGGCAGACGGCCAUCCGCGCCGCUGUCGGCGCCACCGCGCAGGAGGCACUGCUCGAUCUCGGGGUUGACCCGCGCUACCGCCGGCCUGGGGACUUUCUGCUGCAGCGGAACCGGGCUCGAUAA
Messenger RNA from Leptomonas pyrrhocoris, 1631 nucleotides. RefSeq lists its product as hypothetical. The record is from RefSeq and is a predicted model, not a curated record. The transcript has a single exon. NCBI's taxonomy places the organism in Eukaryota, Euglenozoa, Kinetoplastea, Trypanosomatida, Trypanosomatidae. The coding region runs from base 90 to 1631 and encodes 513 amino acids.